Penicillium argentinense is the source of this 3300-nucleotide messenger RNA. RefSeq lists its product as uncharacterized. The coding region runs from base 1 to 3300 and encodes 1099 amino acids. The record is from RefSeq and is a predicted model, not a curated record. The transcript has a single exon. NCBI's taxonomy places the organism in Eukaryota, Fungi, Ascomycota, Eurotiomycetes, Eurotiales, Aspergillaceae.
AUGAUAAGGUCUCUACGCCCCGGCCGUCUUCUGCGACCUGGCCGUGGGCUUCGUCUGCCACGUUCAUGCCCUAUUUCUUAUCACGCCCUCCCUCACGGUCAAUCACGACACUUAAAAAAUGCCCGAAACUUGUCGAAUGAUGAAUUCGACUUCCUCCUCUCCUACGCCAAAUUACCGAAAAGUCCUCUGUCCGGCCCCGAUCGAAAGGAUCCCGAUGCUUGGAUUCCACACCUGGUGAAUUGUUUGCAGCCAAAACGAAAAGGAGAGCAACCUGUGGACUUGUCCCGCUCGGGGGACAAGUCCGCAGUGUCGCUUUUUGAACACACCGAUGAUCUCAAUCGGGCUCAAACGUUGAGAUCUUACCUAUGGUUAUCGAAAAAUAAUUGUGGUGUGGAUGCUCUGGUGCAUUUGGGGUUCUCGAAGAAUCAGUGGUCUAGCGUUCAUGCGAUGCUGAACGAGCUCAUUGACGCCUAUGAGGUCCUUGCUCCUUACAUAGGACCGAAGAACCCUCUUCCGGGAUUCAAUUGGGCCACUAAAAAAGCCCCAUCUUUAGAUGAUUUGACGGAUAAACGGCAGUUCCAUGGCACGGAAAUCCCUAUUCAACACAGUUUCUGCAAACUUGACCUCAACGUCCUGACAAGCGGACAAGGCGCGGAAAUACUGGGCGAAAGGCUACUGGCAACGGUAUUCCUGAAUCUGGGGACACUGGUGCUGGCAGCUGCGGACAGUUCAUCAAAUCCAGAACAGUCUAAGCUUGCAAUGUCAUGCGUAUUCCGCAUCCUUGCUCGCUUGCAUCAUUUGGGUCUGAUCUCUGAUAAGGUUUAUCAAUAUCCUACUGCUGAUCCGAGCCAGCUUUCUUUUCGACCUCCGGGUCUGCACCUUCUCUCUAGCCACAUCAUGACCGUUUUAUCUGAUGCGGCAUGGCGUGAACAUGAAGCAACUCUCGCAAACACGGCCAACGAAGCAGGAGAGGACCCGCCGUUUCUCCCGUUCAAUGUGGGAUUCCGGGAGCUUGGCCCCGAGAUCUGGUUGGAACUCAUCUUGUGGUGCUGUGUUGAAAAUGGGUUUCCGAGAGAAGGCGCGGUUUUGGUGGGAGAUAUGAACAACUCGAAACGAGUCAACAAUGAAGCAUGGUGUAUCAAGAGUUGGGCGCCACUGGUUCAGGCUCUUGACACAGUCCGUCAGACAAAUGUAAGCACGGAAGCAUCCUGGCGUAAUCCGGGGAAUAACGACCCACCCCGAAGGUUCAACGGUGUCAAAAAGCCCCCUUUCAACGGUCUAGGAGAGCGCACGAUCAGCAGAGAAGUUGUUGUGUCGAUACGCGACAGCCUUUCCAAUCACUCCUAUGUUUCCAUUGGGUCCACUGGAUUGUCUGCCUUGGAGUUGCUAAAUCUCACCGCUCCUCUCAACCAGCUUCUUGAGUCUGCCGGGCCCUCAGAUGAACUUCGUCCGACAAAUAGGAUUACCAAUUGGCAUUUCCAGCGAAUGCUCGAGUCUGGCGGUUUCUCUGUUGAGGAUGACCCAGUUUCGUUCGAGAAGCUUCUUCGGACCACCAAAAAUCUCGUCCCCCCGUGGGAAGAACCGAUCCCCACAGAUCAACGACUCGAUAAGCUUACAAGAGCACAAAUAUAUGAUGAGACUUUCGCUAUUUCAGGACUCAUUCAACAUGCCAUCAGGUCUCACGUUCGAAAGGGGCAAUCUGGACAAGCCCUCCACGCAUAUGCCUGGCUGCAGAACAUUGUUGAUGCCAGCAAAGUACAUCAUAUCUCACACUUCUUUGAAAGCUUGAAAGAAGACGAUACCAAAGACGUCUCGUUCUUCGAUUCCGGGCAACUUGGCUCGAGCUUGGACCAAAAGUCCCUUCCACAAAUGUCAAAUUUGGUUUUGGGUGAAUUGCUUGACAUGGUCACUACCAUCCGAGCGUUUGAUUUCGGAAACUGGCUACUCUUCAAUGAUGAUGUUGAUGGGCCCUCGAUUCCACCGGCUUCAUAUGGCGACCAAGUCAUUGCACCAUCGAUUCUCCGCUUUGCAGCCGCCACCCAAAAUAAAUCCCUCUCAGAUCAAGUCAUUGCAUCUUUAGCCUCGCCAGUUACUGCCAACACGCUGAAGGCUCUCGUCAACCUCCAUAUCUCGAACGAAUCCUGGGACCGUGUAAUUCGCACACUGGAAUUUAUGCGCGACUUCAGGGCAAACUCCUGGGGUUUUAGCAAUAUCACCGCACUGGGCGCCAAAAUCAUCAGGCUCGAUGCUAUCAUACAGCGCAAACGAGGGAGCGGAUUUCAAUCAGCGACAGAGGAGAUAGCCUCUCUCGAAAAAUCAAAGGAUAUCUUCCUUCGGAUUUUCGCUGGGGAAUUCUCAAUCGCAUCUAGCAAGGGCUUACGUGUGGCUGAGUUUCAAAAAUUGGCUCUUAAGCGCAUGGCGGGCAUGUUUAAAGCCCUCCCCGGUCCAUUGUUCGCCCUUCUCAAGCAAGCCGAGCUGGCCACUGGUGCUAGAGGGCGGGACAAGAUCAUUCACAUUCCCACAAAUUCUUUCCAUGAUCUCCUCUCUGCCGUGAUAGACUCCAGAGGCAGUGUGGCUGGGAAGCGCUUGUUUGACGAUUGGUGUGUGAGCCGUCCAAGUCCGACAGAAUUACGUCGACGAGAUGGCGGAAAUACUCGACUGCUCACUGGCGAUGAACGAGACCUUGAUAAAGGCGAUCCCGAACAUGAUUUUGAGUGGAACGAAUAUGUCAAAAGCAAGCCAACCACGCCGAACUUGAACACAAUCCGCCUCAUUGCACAAGCCGCCUACAGGGAAUUUCAGCUAGAAAGUUCACUGAACAUUACACCUCGACGGAGUGAAACACGCUCUCUUCUCCAACCCCAAUCCUCCCCAACACCCUCUCUCCUCAGCCCUACCCAAACAACCGUUGGCAAGAAGACCCACACAUACAGGCCCAUUUCCCGCCCAGGUGCUAUUCCACCCUCAUCAGAAAUCGAAGCUGUCCUUGAUUUCUGCGUGGACAAGUUCCUUCGUGCAGGCUUGGGCGAAGAACAAAUCGAGCAAGAAAUUCCAGGACACUGGGCUCGCAUGCGCGAACGGAACUUACUCGAACAAGUCCCUCGCCUCAAUCGAAAGCAGGUCAAGCUCGCUCAAGAUCCCUGGAUGGAUGUUACAGUGAACGAGGGCGAUAAAAACAAGCAGCAGAAGCGUUCGGGCUACAGGAAGUCCAGGCAUCCUCGGACAGACGCUGUUGAGGCCAAGUUCUCGCAGAAACACCGUUUCCAACCCACAGCGCUCAAGGCCGAAGGCCUCGUUUAA